CGGGGAAGGUGCACCGCCUGUCCUUGCCCGCAGCCAGCAGGGGUGCCUUGAAGGGCUGCGGGGGAGGGGAGGGAGACGCGGCGAUGGCUGCGCUGUCCGUUUCUUGCGUGUUCCCACGUGGCUUGUUCCUUCUGAGGCCCAUUGUGGGUUCCACCAGUUCUUCCCGCUUGCUGCAUCAGACACCUUCAGCUGAGAGUACUGACAGUUCCGUCCAGGUGCAGGAGAAGAGCAGUGCCAUUGUUCAGAAGAAGCCGCAGCUUCCCAGCAGCCGAGGGGAAUAUGUCGUCACCAAGCUGGAUGAUUUGGUCAACUGGAUCCGUCGAAGCUCCUUGUGGCCAAUGACCUUCGGCUUGGCAUGUUGCGCCGUCGAGAUGAUGCACAUGGCCUCUCCCCGCUACGACAUGGACCGCUUUGGGGUGGUUUUCCGGGCCAGUCCCCGGCAAUCCGAUGUCAUGAUUGUGGCUGGCACUUUGACCAAUAAGAUGGCUCCUGCCCUCCGAAAG
Thamnophis sirtalis is the source of this 503-nucleotide messenger RNA. The record is from RefSeq and is a predicted model, not a curated record. Lineage: Eukaryota; Metazoa; Chordata; Lepidosauria; Squamata; Natricidae.